Molecule: messenger RNA, 4354 nt
Organism: Pantherophis guttatus
Lineage: Eukaryota; Metazoa; Chordata; Lepidosauria; Squamata; Colubridae
Gene: HTR1F
Product: 5-hydroxytryptamine receptor 1F
Biological process (GO): adenylate cyclase-activating adrenergic receptor signaling pathway; positive regulation of MAPK cascade
Cellular component (GO): plasma membrane
Molecular function (GO): G protein-coupled serotonin receptor activity
Source: RefSeq, a predicted model, not a curated record
AUCUCAGCUGCUUUUGCUGUUACACUUCACUUCACUUCAGAGGCUGUUUACAGAGGUGUCCCUCCUUGCAGCUUGGACUAUCACACACUUUUCUUUAGGGAAUUCCAAGCCUGGUGCUUACUGGAGAUGCCACUGUGAGGAUCAUUUCAUUGGUCUGGAAUGAGUCGACAGAGCUUGGAGAAUGGCAAAUAAAAAUCCUUUUCCAUCCUUUUCCAGAAGAACUCCACUGGAAAUGUAUUUACCUCGAAGCAGAAUUUUGGAUUAAAACUGGAACCAUGUUCAGUGUUCACAUCAAUGGAUGGAGCUUCAAGAAAAGGUCUAAUAAGAACCCUUGUUUGAUCAGUGGUAUCUUCAUUAGGCAAAGACAAUCUUCACGGAAAUAAUGGAUUUCCUAAAUUUUACUGAACAAAAUUAUACACUGGAACAAAAUGAUACAGAAUCAUUUAAAAAAGUAACUUCCAAGGUUCUAAUUUCUAUUACACUUUCUGUUCUAGCAGUAAUGACAACUGUUAUCAACUCUCUAGUGAUGACUGCAAUAAUUGUGACACGGAAACUCCAUCACCCUGCAAACUAUUUAAUAUGCUCUUUGGCAGUCACUGAUUUCCUUGUGGCCAUCCUCGUCAUGCCCUUCAGCAUUGUCUAUAUUGUCAAAGAAACCUGGAUUAUGGGUGGGGUGAUGUGUGAUAUUUGGCUUAGCGUUGACAUCACCUGCUGUACUUGUUCCAUCCUGCAUCUCUCGGCCAUUGCUUUAGAUCGUUACAGAGCAAUCACUGAUGCUGUGGAAUAUGCCAGGAAGCGAACACCUAAACAUGCUGGCUUUAUGAUUGCCAUUGUCUGGAUUAUUUCCAUCUUCAUUUCAAUGCCACCGUUGUUUUGGAGGCAUCAAGCAGACAGCAAAGAUGACGAAUGCAUCAUUAAGCAUGACCACAUUGCUUUCACCAUAUAUUCUACAUUUGGAGCAUUUUAUAUCCCACUGGCAUUAAUUCUGAUUCUUUACUACAAAAUAUACAAAGCAGCCAAGACUUUUCAUAGAAGGAGCAUGAGUCGGGUUCUUAAAGAGGAGGCAAAUGGGCAAGACCUCUUGGAAGCAAAUGAGAAAAGCUGCCGACUUUCUUCAACCGCAUCAUGUACAAAAGAUAAAAGGUCUAACCCUUCGGGAGAUUUGGACAGAAUUCGGUUUUCACUGAGAAGCCCUGAUUCAGAAUCUAAGAACGAAAAAGGGUGGAAAAGGCAACGCAUUUCUACCACAAGAGAGCGAAAAGCAGCAACUACCCUUGGUUUGAUUUUGGGUGCUUUUGUGAUUUGCUGGCUGCCUUUCUUUGUAAAAGAGGUGGUUGUUAAUACCUGUGAAAGAUGUCAAAUUUCAGAAGAAAUGUCUAAUUUUUUGACAUGGUUAGGCUAUAUCAAUUCUCUUGUUAACCCACUGAUUUACACAAUCUUUAAUGAAGAUUUUAAGAAAGCAUUCCAGAAACUUAUUCAGUGCAGGAGCUCUCUCUGAAAAAAAAGAGAGAGCUUUUAGUCAUUGGUUGAUUUAAAUAUGAUUGGAGGGGGAAGAGAAUUUGAAAAUCAAAUUCAUAGAUCUACCCUUGAUGGAACUUUGCGUAUUGCACUUGAGAAUUUACCAAAUCAAAGGGUAAAAUGAGGUUCCAGAAGGUUUUGUAGGAGUUGUAUAUUACAUGUGCAUUCAUAGUCCUGAUUUUAUGCCAUGAUUUAUCAAUACAACAGUAUUUGAAACAAAUAUAUAAUGUACAACAACUAAGCCUCAAGUCUUUCCAGAAAGCUUCCCAGAAAUUUAAAUCAAGCUGGAUUGAUUAAGUUCUGGUGCCAGAAAUUGAAUGAGAAUCUACACAUAUACAACAAAUUCAGUUCAAUUAUUUGUGGAGUAGCUCUAAUUGUUUACAUAUUUAACUUAUAACAACGUGCACUCUGUUUAAGAAAGAAGCCAAUUAUUAAUUAUCUGUUUUGUAUCAUUAAUAUAUCAUAAUGAAUGUUCUUCACGUGUUAAAGUGUAUAUUGGGAAGAAAAAAAACUACACAUUUAUUCAAAUGAGUAAAAGUGGUUAUAAUUAUUAGGUACACAGAGAACUGUAUGAAUAUUUGUGAGAAUGGGAACAUUUGACUCUUCAGUGAGUACAAGAACACACAUCUGGAAAUGCAAGGUGCUCCACAAGUUCUCUAGGAUCUUAUUUAAAAUCAAGAAGAUACAGAAUUUUUUUUCAAUGUAACUUACAUAAAAUUACUCAGUAACCUAAGGAUUGCUAUACUAUUUAAAACUCUGAUAUGAUAAAUUUCUUUUAUUUUUUAAUGGCAGAAUGACUUAAAUUAUAACAUAUGUAGAAAAUACAGAAAAUAAUAGUUUUUUUUUUUUUUAAGUAAUGGUUUGUCAAUAGCACUUCCUUGUGUGGUGGCACCAAAUAAAUAAAAUGUCACUUUCCUUAAGGAAGUAUAUUCUUUAAAUAUAUUCCUCAGCCUAGUCUGGCUCAGAGGGAGAUUAUGGAACACCACUUGUUCACCUUAGAAUUUCCCAAAGCCAUGGCCAAUAGCCCUUUUAUCACAAAUAUCAGCCAGUAAUAUCACAGGGACAAGUCAUGCAAAGCUUAUCUAUUUUACCAAGGGCACUUUUCAUUUCAUCACAAAUGGUGCAAUAUUGUUUCCUAGGGCUUUGGUAGGCUUUCACCUCUUAUUAAAAUAUAUGUAUCAGUAUUGUCUAUUUCUAUUACUACAUUUUCUUUAAGUUGGGCAUAUGACAUGGUACCGAAUGGAGAGAGAGAGAGAGAGAGAGAGAGAGAGAGAGAGAGAGAGAGAGAGAGAGAGAGAGAGAGAGAGAGAGAGAGAUUGUCAUACAGUGGGUAAUUGCCAAAGCUAAGAAAAAUAACAAAAGCAAUAAAUACAUAUUUUUGAAUGUUGGGAAUGCUGUUUUAGUCAAGACAGUCAUGGUUGUUUUAGCUGUGUUUCUAAUUUAUGUCUUGAAAAUAUUGGAAGCUGUUCAUUCCUUUCUGGAAUUAGGUGGCCUUAAUAAAUAAAUCAAUAAAGUCAGAACUGCAGAAUCAUAAGGAAAAAUUAAACAGGUUACAAUGAGAUGAUGGCCCAGUUAAAAAAAAUUCAGAACACUGACAAACUAUUAAUAGCUCAUCAAAUAAAAAAUACUAUGUAUGUUAAAUGAAUGAUUAUCUAGUAUAGUAAUUGAAAAGUUGAAGUUGUUUUUUUUAAAAAAAAAUCACACAUUUUUGAAGAAGAUAUUUGCCUAAGUACUUUAGCUGAAACCUUACUGCAGCAUUCUGGAGACUGUAUUUAGCUUUGUCUAAAACAUAGAUUCAAAAGACUACGAGAACAUUUGUGAGGAAGUCACCUGAUUUGGCUCAUGAGGCAAAUUAGAUUUUAUAGAAUCUAUUUUAGCACACUGAAAGGAAACCUAUAAAAUUCCCUAGUAAGCAAACAAUUAUUUCUUUCCCUAGUAAGAAGCACAUGGAUUGGUGAUCAGGAUUCCCUACCCCAUAGUAAUUUUCUUCUCAUGGUGAAUCAUUUAUUUGUUUUAUUUAUAUUACUGUUGUUGUCAUUCUUUAGCUAUUAAUAGAAUCUGAAAUUUUGGUUCAGUCACUCAGCAUUAUUGCACUCACCUUCCUUUAAAAACUAAAAUAGAAUGAGUGUUAAAGCAACAAUUAUCUUAGAUGCAACCAGGAGAAAAAAGAUAUUUGGGGAAAGAAAGCCACAUUUGGAACUGAACUACUCAUCCCUUCCCUAAUCAAUAAACCACUUUUGUUUUCCCAAAUAGUUAGAUGCAGAAAAAUGCCAACUACAGGUAAUCCUUGACCUAGUACCUAUUUACAAAACCUGUAACAGAAUGCCCCACUGUAGCAUCUGUUUGUGGCAAACUUUAAUAAGAGUCUUUUGCAAAUUGCAAAGCAAUUCUAUUGUCCUAUUUUAAGGAUAUUUGCAUAUUACUUCUACCAACUCUACUGUGCUUCCCUAAAAAUAAGACCCUGUCUUAUAUUUUUUUGAACCCUGAAAUAAGUGCUUGGCCUUAUUGGCAUGCGCUCAAAAGCCCAAUUAGGUUUAAUAUCAGGGGAUGUCUUAUUUUGGGAAAAACAGAGUAUUAUCCUUAAUUUCUAUUUCUAUAAGCAAACUUCAUAAGGCUGCACUUUUGUGAACUACUGUGUUUAGGAAGUCUAACUAGUUUAUCUCAAACAUUGUUGACCUGUGCUUCUUUCCUAGACUUAAUGCAUUUUAAUGCACAUUCAGCCAGAACUAAGUACUCCAGACCUGAUUGAUCUUUAUCUUUUACCUUCUUUAUUUGCUUCUAUAUAUUUGCUGUAGCUCUUUGAUAUUUCAUGCCUGGAUUAAAAUCACCAAAAUCA